CCUUGAAUGCACGAAUGUAAAAUUCAAACACGCGUAUGCUCAUGAUUUUCCUCCGAUAAAUCGAAUCAACUCUCUAUAUUUAAUUUCGAAAGAAUAAUUUGAUGAUGCACCGAAUAUAUACUGUACUUGAUGACACAAAUAAUUCUAAAUGAAAAAAAAGAAAAAAGAAAAAAGAAAGUGGGAACUAUGUAGUUGAUUUCGGAACGCGUUCUUUCGUCUAUUGCGUGAAAUUAAAUUGAGAAUGGCCGGGAAGAUGGCGGCGGCAGAGUUAAAACGUGAUAAUGUUUCGUGCUACGAAACUGUGAAAAAAAAUGUAUCGGCAAUAACAUUGCACAGGGAAAUAGAAUGUUAUCAAUUCAAAUUGUUAGACUUGUUUUACUAUGUCGCUUCUGUCAGUUUUUUUUUCAUCGAUAUAGCAACAGAUAGUAUUGUAUUUAUGGGAUAUUUUUUGCAAGGCGAAUUUGUUUGGGGAUGCUUUGCUUUGUGCUUUGCAAUUUUACCUGCAGCCGUUAUUCAAAUGUUUAGUUUGAGAUGGUAUCACAGCGACGGUUCCAUUAAGAAUAUACAUUGGUUAUUGCAUUUUUUAUUCUUAGGAGUAUUACACAGGUAUUUAAUUUUACUUUGUUCUACGAUAUAUUCAUUAAGGAGCAAACGAUUUGUGAAGGAUAAGAAUUGGGUAUAUAGACAGGAAAGUGAUAUAUGUAUGUUGCAUUUAUUUGAGUCGUUUAUGGGGGCUGCUCCACAAUUAAUAUUGCAACUAUAUAUCAUGGCAGUAUUACGUUAUACACCACUAUGGACAAGUUUAUCCGCCAUAGUCUCCUUUUGUUCAUUGAGCUGGGCUGUAGGUACGUAUACAAAAGCCAUGCACAGAAUAAAUCCUGGCCACAAUGAAGCAACGUGGAUAGUACUGACACUUCAGGGUCUUUGGCGUGCCGGAAUGCUAAUAUCCAGGAUAGCUGUUCUGGUUUUGACAGCCGUCUGUUUGAGAGAAUGGUCCUUAUUGUUUCUUGGUAAGUGUGAGAGCGAGCUGACAAGAUUGCUCAAAAUAGAUUUAUGUCUUUCACGUAGUGCGUGUUCCACUCUGAAUGUUACAGGAUUCCACUGGCUUUCAAUGACCAUUUGGGUGCUCCUCCAAAACACAGAUUUCUGCCCAACUGUAUGGGAAGAGCGUAUUUACAAUUGUAUUAUAGGAUUUAUUUAUUGUUUCGAUUUUUUUAAUUUGCGCGUCGGCAGAUCCCGGUACAGAGUAUUUGUGUUUUAUUCUGUCAUUGUGAUAGAAAAUAUAGCCUUUUUGAUCGUGUUUGUAUUAUGUUUCAAAGAUGCGAUAAAAGCCGAGGAGAUGGCGGUAAUGGCGAGUUUGAUAAUCGGAGGAAUGAUUAUUGGCUUGACGAGCAUGUUGUUCUACUAUGGAAAGUUUCACCCGUCGAGAGUCGGAGGUUUGCCUAACGUUGCCGAGGGAAAGUCCGUGCCCGUAACCAACAAAGCUGCCACACCGAGAUCUUUCAAACAGUAUUAUCCCAAUUCAUUCGCGUCGUCGUCGUGCUCUAUCGAUCAUUCGCGACAGGCCACGUCCGAGGAGAUCACGACGGACAAACAGUACUUGUUAACCAACAUCGUGCAAAAUUCCGACUGCACGGAGAGCGGCGUUGUCAAUCAAACCUGCCAGAUUGAGAGCGAACCAGCGGCGACUGCCAUUCGCCUGGUCUCCGAGUGCGAGCCGGCGCACAACGUUACGAAGGACGAGACCGCGUCGACGGGGAAAAAUACGUUCCCCGUGGCCGCUGACAACGUCGCCUGCGAGUACCUCGAGAUUCAAAGCGACUGCAACGACUCCAGCGAGAAGGACAUUCAUCGUCAGAAGCGCAGGGGCAUCUGUUUGCCAACGUCCCACGGAUUGUUAGACAUGGACAAGGAUGUCGUACCGAGGACGGAGACUCCAAACGCCUGUCUCCCGUUGCAAAAGCGACGAGGCAUCUGUUUCUCGAGUCAGCUUAUCCUCGAGAUGGAGAACGAGGAUAAGGUCGCGCAGGAGAAGGUCGCGGCCAAUAGGAACCUGGCGAGUACGAAAUGCGACGAAUUGAAAGAACGUCCCCGCGAUGGUAAUAUGUGCGAGGGACGUGCGAACAGUAUCGCGAUGUUGAGAGAGAGACUGGAAACGCCGACGACAUUCAACGAGAAGAUCACCAGUACGGAGAAGUUGACGAAGGAGUUGCAACAGAGGGAUGAAACGAUGAGCUGCGUCACCUCGAUCCACGACUACGAGAACGUUUGCCCUCUGGGCGUGGCCAGGCCGCCGUGGUGUAUUCGCAGUUGGAAAGGCUACACGGACAUAGAGACCUACAUCCACGACGACAGCGUCGUCAGGGACAGGAGGAGAGACACCCUGACAAGCACCACCACCGGCACCACUUACAGCUCCGAGUUUUCCGACACGACCUGCGCCAGCUCGCUGCUGAGAGGGAUCCUGAAGCAAGACGAUUACCUCGACACGCUCACGUACGAUUUGAUAGACAACAACGACGAUCUCGCUGGGAAAAGAGUGUCCAGCAUGGACGAGCAAAACCCGACUCUGUACAUCGCGAAGCCGGUGGUGAUUGACGACAAAGGUGGAAUGUUCGCGCUGGACACGAUCUUGGAGGAGCACGACGAAAUCGCGGCGGAUGAGAAGUUCGAGUACAGCCGGUCCGGCUCCGACUCGGUCAGCACGUUGGUCAGCACGAUAGAUCAGAUCAGGAGGUACACGGCGGAGAAUUCGCCGAGGCACGUCUAUCACACCACCGGUAGCCAGUGGGAGGACUUCGAUCCGAAAAAUUUGAUCAAACGGGCGCAGCUGACGAGGGCGUUGUUCAACGGCGACGCCGCCACUUGCAACAGAAAUUACAUCAACCGAUUGGACAACGAGUCGGAAUCGAUCCAAGUACGGGGUAAACGCGAGAUAGACGCAAUCGGCGACUUGGUCAAAUACUGCACGACGAUAGAGUCGUUCAAGAAGACGCCUCUGAUCGACGCGAUACUCUCCGACUCGCCGAUCUUGGGUAGCAAGGCGAAACCGCAGAAACAGAACGGCCCGAUCGCGUGUCGAAAGGACGAAUUCGACUCGAAGGAGAACGACUUGUACGUGGAGAUGAGCCCGUUGGUACCCGUCGAGAACGUCAAGGUUGUACAUAAUAAUUUCACCGUUGCGAACGUUAGCUCCACGGCUGCAAGGCUGAACGCCGACGACAACGGUGGGGAGAAGCUGGAGACGAUGGACGAUAAACGUAGAAAGCCGAUCAAUUACCCAAGGCGAAAGUUCUCCUUGUUGAAAGAGAAAUUCGAGUCCAAGUCGCAGCUGGUUUACGUCGUCACCCCGAGCAACGCCAUCAAGAUCGAACAGUCCGCUGCCUCUUCAGAGGUGGACCCGUCCAAGAGGAACGUCUCGGUAAUUUUGAAGAAGUCGUCCGAUUGUACAAAGUGCGACAAGGAGAAUUUAGCUCCUGCCGCGACCUUUAGAGCAGCCAGCCACGAGAAGAACGACAGAUCUCACUCGAAUGUCCUUGAGAACGAUGAGUCCUUGUGCGGCGGCGAUUUGAAUUUAAAGGAGAGAAGGCAUAUGUUUCUGGAGCAGGUUCUGUCGCCCCCGAAACUGCUAACGUGGAGUAAAAGAAAGUCUCUGAGCGGUUCCACUGUGAAAAAGCCUGCAUAAAAAUGGCGUUGCGUAACGAGUAAUAUUUUUAACCGUUCUAAAAAUAAGAUUGUAGCAGCGAGGAUUGAUACGAUCAAUGUAUUUGUUACUUGUUGCAUCUGCCAUCUCGCAUGAUUAAUUUCAAUCGUGCAGGAAAUAAGAAUGAUGUACAUACAUGGUUCAGCAGUCAAAUACACGUACGCGACUUGUAUGCAAAUGUUUUUGCAAGCCGACCGAGUGAAACUUACUGUUUUCGUA
This is a messenger RNA of Frieseomelitta varia, 3922 nucleotides long. RefSeq lists its product as uncharacterized. The transcript has 4 exons. Bases 242 to 3685 code for a protein of 1147 amino acids. Gene Ontology annotation, cellular component: plasma membrane. Gene Ontology annotation, biological process: phosphatidylserine exposure on apoptotic cell surface; apoptotic process involved in development; engulfment of apoptotic cell. Lineage: Eukaryota; Metazoa; Arthropoda; Insecta; Hymenoptera; Apidae. The record is from RefSeq and is a predicted model, not a curated record.